AUGAAGGUCAAUUUAAGUCUAAGAGAUCAUAUGCAAAAGCUCAAAGAGACCUAAGGCAAUUAACUAAAUGCCUAAUCAUUUAGGGGUCAUAAGAGCAUAAAAACUGAAGGAAAUUUUGAAGAAAAAAACAUCAGAUGUGAAUCUAGCAAUUUUGAAAGAAAUAUGACGCAAGUAGAUGAAUCUCCUAUGAGAAAUUCAUUAGUUAUUUAAAAUAAUCCUUAAAGAAGCGGAAGAAGUUACUCUUGUGCAAGCUAAAAAUCAUCUUAAAACACAUAAAGAGAUGACAUGCUUGGCCCUAUUCAUUCACCAAAUUUUGCAUAAAAUCUUGAACAAAUUUCAUAGAGGUUUGAGAUGUAUAAAAAUGGAGGACCUAUAUUAAUUGAUUAGAAUAUGUAUAACAAGUAAAAUGUCCCUGUUUAGUCAAAUCUUCGUUUAGCUUUUGAAUAAAAGCUAAGCAACGCCUAAAAUUUGUAAAGCUAAUCCUAAUUUUUGUCUCAUUCACGUAGCAAUUCAAGCGCUAAUGAAAAUUAUAAUUGCAGCAACAUGAGUGUCUCAACUUAAAAUAAUACAAAUAGGAAAAGAAUAUUUGACAGUUAGCUUCCUCCUUAGCCACUAAAGAAUAACUUUUCUAUUAAUUAAAUUUGCACCAAUAUUCCAGUUAAGAGCAAACCUUUGAAUUCAAGUAGGGUGUAUAGCAAUUCUUCUAACAAGGAAAAUAUGAAAAAUCUACCUAAUUAAUAACAUUUUUCUCAAGAAGAGUAAUACCAUUCAAUUACUAGCAAUUCAAAUAGAGAAACUGAUUUAGAAAAAGCAAACGAAAAGAUUUUAUAUUUAGAAUAAAAUCUCCAUAAAGAAAUGCUGAAUUCAGAAGAAUAAAGAACCCAAAUAUCAAUUUUAAAAAACGAGCUAGAAAGAAAAUUGAGUGAAUAUGGAUUUAUGAAUUUCUUUAAAACAGGCAACUCUUCUCAAAAUCUCAGUCACAUUGAUAUUUACAUGGAAUUACAAGUUAUUAAGUAGAAGCUGUUAGAAAAAGAGGAAAAACUGCUAGUUUUAUAAAGAGAUACUGAAUUUUAAAAAAUUAUUUAGAUAAAAGAAAGAAGUUAAGAACUUGAACAAGAAAAUUAGUCAUUAAAAGAUUAAAUCGAAGUAUUGAGAUUUGAUAGAAAUGAUCUUGAAGACCUCAAAGCAGAAAAGUCAAAUUUAAUUGAUUUCAUAGAAAAGUUAAAAUCAGAAAACGAAAAACUAGAAGACGAACUAAAUGAAGCAGAGUAAAAGGCCAAUAGACAAUAAAAUACAUUUGAGACACAAUAAUUGAAGGAGUAAAACGAUUAUCUAUAAGAAGAAAAUAAAUAAAAAGACUAAGAAAUAGAAUAAUUGAAUGAGUCAUUGCAGUAAACAGAGCUUCUGAAAGAACAAAUUGAAAAUCACAGAAUGAUGCUGAUUGAACAAAAUAAGUAACUAAAUGAGUAAAUGCAAGAAUAAAAAGCAACAAUUGAAAAACUCCAAAAAGAAAAAAAUAGCUCUAAUUCUCAACUUAAAGAGCAAAACGAAGAGCUAAAACAAUAAAUUUCUCUAUUGAAAGAUCAAAUAGACCAUAAUAACGACUAAUUUUCCUUAAAAAUAGAGGAGUUCGAAAAAAUUAUUGAAUAGCUCUAAACUGAAAAACAGGUGCUUCUCGAUAAUGACAACAAAAAAUCAAGUGAAAUCCAAAAUUACUAAGAAUAAAUUUAAAAUUUAAAGCAAUCAGCUUAAUCAAACACAUUCAUUUAGAAUCAGUUCGAAUCCUACAAAUAAAAAUUUGAGGAUGCAAAAGACAACAUCUUUACAUUGACCUAAACUCUAGAAGAAACAAACAAUGAACUUGAAAAAGUUUAGACUAAGUGUGCUAAUUUCGAAUAAAUAGCCAAAGAAAAGAGCCAAAUUAUCAACCAGAAAGAAGAAGCUAUCAAAGAGCUCAACGAAAUUAUUUAAAAUAUUGAAUAGGAAAAUGAAUAAUUAAAAAGUAAAUUGCAAAAAGAAGUGAAAGAUAAUAUUGAAAAACAAGCUUAAUAAUUUUACUCUGAAAAAAGAAAUCUUUCUCUUUAGUUGGAGCACUAGAAAUCAUAGAAUAUGAUAUAAGAAAAGAAAAUAUAAGAAAUGGAAGUUAUAAUUGACAAAAUGAGAAUGGAAUUAAACAAUAAUCAUGAAGGUUCAGAAAAUGUUUAAUCUUUAAAGUUUAAGAUGCAACAGAAUAUUGAAUACUAUGAAAAGAAGAUUAAAGAAAUGAAACAAUUCUAGCAUAGUAGAAGAUAAGAAUUAAUCAGUUUGCAAGUUUAGGUGACUAUGCUAAAUGAUAUUAGUAAAUCUAUUUCAGGAUAUAUCAAAGAAAGAUACUAUGAUGAUAUAGAAAUUAAUCACCUAGUAGAAGACAUGGAGUAUUAGAUGGAAGAAAUUGUCAAUUAAUUGCAUGGGUACACUUCCUCUUCAUAAUAGCAAUCUACCUAAAUUACUUAAAGAAGUUCUUAUUAGAGUCUUCACUAAAAUAUGUAAUUUAACACCUAACAUAAAUCAAGAGAUUUAGAAGAAUUAAAAUCCAUCUUAAGUAUGAAAGAUAGAGAAAUUCAAGCUCUUAAAAAGGAUCAGUUUGACCAUCAAAUGGGAUAUCCAUAGUAAUAAUAACAACAACAAUAAUAAUAUUAAAAGUAAGAAAGAUAUAGCAGACCAAAUGAAUUUUAAGGAGGAUAUUACAGUGGUAAAGGCUCCAAAAAUUAUUUUAGCUGA
Molecule: messenger RNA, 2760 nt
Organism: Tetrahymena thermophila SB210
Lineage: Eukaryota; Ciliophora; Oligohymenophorea; Hymenostomatida; Tetrahymenidae
Exons: 7
Source: RefSeq, a predicted model, not a curated record